GAAAAUAUUAAAAAUUAUGGCAAAUUUUGAAAAAGAGGAUAUUUUUAAUAACAUUUUGAAAGGAGAAGUAACAAAAGUAGCUUAGGGAAUACUUGAUUAAGAAAUAAAAAAGUACAAAUAUGAUAAUAUUGAUGAUGCAUAAAAAAAAAGUAAUACAAUAUGUGAUACGAUCCUGACGAAACUUAAAGAUUUAAAUAACAAGCAUUUUAAAUUCGUUGUUAGCUGUCUCAUACUUUAAAAAGCUGAUUUCGGAAUAAACCUGUCAGCUUCUUGUUAUUGGGAUAAUAAUACGGAUGGAUCUGUAUCAGUAAGAUAAGAAAGUGAUAAUGCACUUGGUAUAGUUAAUAUAUUUGCUUGUGGAGUAUGAAAAUUGCAUG
Molecule: messenger RNA, 377 nt
Organism: Paramecium sonneborni
Lineage: Eukaryota; Ciliophora; Oligohymenophorea; Peniculida; Parameciidae
Source: the annotation of a GenBank genome assembly